Molecule: messenger RNA, 1209 nt
Organism: Aspergillus glaucus CBS 516.65
Lineage: Eukaryota; Fungi; Ascomycota; Eurotiomycetes; Eurotiales; Aspergillaceae
Product: zinc-binding alcohol dehydrogenase family protein
Exons: 3
Coding region: 1-1209 (402 amino acids)
Molecular function (GO): oxidoreductase activity, acting on NAD(P)H
Source: RefSeq, a predicted model, not a curated record
AUGAACCCCCCCUCCCCCGAUGCCUACGUUCAACUCGAAACCCCCCCGGUUGUAAUCCAAGAGAAACAAGAAUCCCUUCAAUCCUCGCCCAUUCUGGACCGUCAAAGAGCCCUUUUGAUUCAUGCCGCCCAGCAACCCUAUACCCUUGUCACCGACCACCUCGUGCCAGCAAUUCUGAAAGAUGGCGAAAUCCUCGUCAAGGUCGUUGCAAUUGGCCUCAAUCCCGUCGACUGGAAGGGCCCUGCAUUCAACUUCGGCCUCCCAUCGCUCCCCUGGAUCAAUGGCCGUGACUUGACCGGCAUUGUUGUCCGCGGUUUUGACCCCUCGGGGCGCGUCCGUACCGGCGAUCUCGUCCUCGUCCCCUCCACAGACUACCGCGACAUUCGUAAAGCAGCGUUCCAGGAAUACGCCAUCACCACUGCCUCCAACGCCGCCCGUAUCCCCUCCGCCACCUGCUCCCAGGCUGCCGCUUCGCUGGGCGUGGCAUUUGUGGCCGCUGUGCUGUCACUGGGUGUGUCGUUGGGCUUGGACCUGUCCGCGAUCGAUGCCCUGCCCGGGCCCGACCUUAUCAACACAUUGAAGGGGGUGGAUGAGAAUGAGAUCCCGGUGGAUGUGCGGGGGGAGUGCUUCUCUGCAUCUGAGGAUGCGGAUCGCAUUAGGAAGGGCGACUGGUUGGCUAUCUGGGGCGCCUCCACCACAACGGGCUUCAUCACUCUCCAACUUGCCAAACUCGCCGGCCUCCGCGUCAUCUGCGUCGCCGACGUCGCCCGUCACGGCGCCAAACUCCUCGAACUCGGCGCAGACCUCCUCGUCGACCGACAGGACCCCGAGCGCGCCGUGCAAAUCAUCCAGGGCGUUACUAACAACAAUCUCCGCUACGCCAUCGACAUUGUCGGCCGGGAGACCGCUACACUCCUGCAGCGCACGCUUGCGAACUCGGAGCGGGCGCACUUGCUCGGCUACGCGGGUCUGCCCAAGGAGCAGUUGGAAAACAUUAAGUACCAUAACAUUCCUGUGAAGUUGUUCCACUCGUCACCGGCCGUCGGGGAGCAGAUGGUUUGCUGGCUGGAGGGGUUGAUGCAGAGCAAGUUGUUGAACUUGCCGGAUAUUGUGCAGGCGCAAGGUGGUCUUGGGGGGAUUAAUGCUGCGUUAGAGUUGUUGCGUAGUGGGAGUGUAGGGGGUAAGCGGGUGGUUGUUAACUUGGAUUGA